AUGAACCAGCAAGAUCGCAAACGUGCUUUCGGCAAUGCUUUCCAAGGUGCCUCAAAUCUCUCGAGUCAUCCGCAUCGCAAGGCCCUCCGCAGUGUCGUCGCCUCGUCUCCUGCUUCGACACCACAAAUCUUCUACGCGCCUACAUUCUCGUUCGGUUCCGACAAAGAGAACGAGGCACUAUAUCUGCCGGCCCAGGACAAGUUUGCCAAGCCCUUCGAUGGCUACCGACAUUGUCUUCAGCUUCCUCCACGUACCUCAUCUCUUCGUGGUCUAUCGGAGCUGCCUGUCGCCGGCCAUGGCUUUGAACAAACCUAUAUCACCCCCCGCAUGGAUAUAGAUCAAGGCUCGAGUUCACCGCUGGAUCAGGUCUUGGGUGCUUAUUCCAACGAGCCCGGCCCCAUCGUCUUCGAGGACCCAGUCGGAGGCGUGGGUCCGCUGACUCCGAGUGCGCUUCACUUCCAGACUCUUUCACUGCUAGACCCGCCUCGCAGGUAUCGGCCAGAUCUGACGUCGCAGUCCGCUGUCGAUAUCAAUGCUGCCCGUACCAGUGUCUUCACCAUGCAGUCGAGCGAUCUUCAAUACUGUUUCUCCGAGAUCCAGAGGGACGACGUCAUGAUCUCUUUCGACAAGGGCAAGCAAGUCAUGAAGCUUAACAAGUACCUCUUGUGUACAGAGUCUCGUUUCUUUGCACCGAUGCUCGACGGUCCAUCCCUUGAAGGUCAAACACGCUGCAUCCGCGUCCGCGACGACUUCCCCUACGCCAUCGCAGCCAUGAUCCAGUACAUUCAAGACGGAAUCUACAUCUUCAACCCCAACAUGCGCCUGGAGUACGAGAACAUCACCCUUCUGGACCUCCACGUGCACGCGUACGUUGUCGGAAACAAAUACGACGUCGCCAAGCUAUGCGACCACGCUAUCGGAGAGUACAUCAACAUCGUCGGAAUGGUCCUCAGCAUGGGCCUGCCUUCUGGUGGAGACCCAACCGACUUCUCCCACAGUGCCGCCGAUUUCGAUCACAAGCAUGUUGACGCUGACCCCGUCUCGUCGGUUCUCAACUCUUUCCUUGAUUCUCUGGUUCUCGUCUGGCGCAACACUAUAGAUGGGAACGAUAUGUUACGCCAGGCUAUUCUCGAGCUGCUGAAGCCUCACAUAAACCAACUCAUGCGCUUGAAGUUCUUCCAGACGCUGAUGAUGGACUUGACGGGCUUUGGUAGUGAUCUCAUUGGUAGCCUAGCGGAGGAUGGGUUCGACGUUCAGACUUGGCCUGUGAUAGGCGGCGUGCAGCAGAGGGUGAGGGUCCAGUUUGAUACCGCCAUCUAG
Messenger RNA from Alternaria hordeiaustralica, 1320 nucleotides. RefSeq lists its product as uncharacterized. NCBI's taxonomy places the organism in Eukaryota, Fungi, Ascomycota, Dothideomycetes, Pleosporales, Pleosporaceae. Gene Ontology annotation, molecular function: protein binding. Bases 1 to 1320 code for a protein of 439 amino acids. The transcript has 3 exons. The record is from RefSeq and is a predicted model, not a curated record.